AUGCGGAUGCAGGCCGUUCUCGUAGUCCUGCACAAGAACAAGAGCAUCGCGCACUCUUUCAUCCAGGUGGAUCCCACCAAGAGAUUCGUUGCCGGUCCUAAGGCCGAAACCAAGGGCAAAGACGAGAACAUCACUUGCCACGGCAAUAGGGACCAACUGAUUCGGGAGGGCGCAAAGGCCAAGAAGGUCGAGGGAAAGACAGCCGAAGGCAAGAAAACCAUGGGAAAGGAGGCUGAGAGCUAG
Messenger RNA from Neurospora crassa OR74A, 243 nucleotides. RefSeq lists its product as hypothetical. The record is from RefSeq and is a predicted model, not a curated record. The transcript is spliced from 2 exons. NCBI's taxonomy places the organism in Eukaryota, Fungi, Ascomycota, Sordariomycetes, Sordariales, Sordariaceae. Bases 1 to 243 code for a protein of 80 amino acids.